Molecule: messenger RNA, 732 nt
Organism: Heterostelium album PN500
Lineage: Eukaryota; Evosea; Eumycetozoa; Acytosteliales; Acytosteliaceae
Product: ankyrin repeat domain-containing protein
Exons: 5
Coding region: 1-732 (243 amino acids)
Molecular function (GO): protein binding
Source: RefSeq, a predicted model, not a curated record
AUGUUAAUCAAUAACUUAAAGAAUUUCACAUUUUCAUCUGGAAAUCAAUUAAACUUUACAAUGAUCUCAAAAGAUUCAACUAUUUCAAUGAACAAUUCAAAUAUUAAAGAUUCAUUCAAUCAAAUCAGUGGUACAACAAAAGUUGUAAAACCUUUCUGGGCUGUUUGUCUUUUCAAAAUCACAUGGCACCAAAGUUCUAAAUCAGUCUAUAAAUGGAAUGAAAUGAUUAUAAAUGCAUGUGUAUUAGCGGAUAUUAAUACCUUUCUACUCUACCAAACUAUCGUACCCCAUACCCUUUCAACCCCAAUGGAUUCGGCUUCUCUCAACAACAGACUGGAUAUCUUAAAGUGGUUGCAUGACAAUAGAACUGAAGGUCAUGAACCAAAUGUAAUCGAUAUAAUCAGUGUGUAUGACCAUAUGUUGGUGAUGAUCAAGUGGCUGACAGAGAAUCGAACAGAUGCUUGUACCACCAAAGCAAUGGAUAACAGUGCAAAACUAGCAAGUCUUGAUAUAAUAAAGUAUUUACAUUAUAAUAGAACAGAAGGUUGCUCAGCUUACGCAAUAGAGAAUGCUAUUAGAAGUGGUAACAAAGAGAUGAUUCGUUGGCUAAUAGAGAACAGAUCAGAGUUUUCGAUGAACCCGAAAUCAAUCAAAUUAAUCGAAACAACAAUGUCAAACGAUGAUAGUGUUACUAUUGAAUGGUUACUUAUAAACUACGAUUUUCGAUCCUAG